Messenger RNA from Daucus carota subsp. sativus, 1677 nucleotides. RefSeq names its product UDP-glycosyltransferase 91A1. Gene Ontology annotation, molecular function: UDP-glycosyltransferase activity. The coding region runs from base 82 to 1482 and encodes 466 amino acids. Lineage: Eukaryota; Viridiplantae; Streptophyta; Magnoliopsida; Apiales; Apiaceae. The record is from RefSeq and is a predicted model, not a curated record. The transcript has a single exon.
CAUUAAAAUACAAAACCGGGUCCGGUACUUGUUGUUUGUCCAAAGCUUGCAAUAAGCAUUUUUAGAUCCCUGCAUUUAGGCAUGGCUUCCGGGGAAAAAUUGCACAUAGUAAUGUUUCCUUGGUUGGCUUUCGGUCACUUACUUCCCUACCUGAAGCUAGCCAAGCUCAUUGCUGAAAAGGGUCACAAAAUCUCUUUCAUUUCCACUCCAAGAAACAUCCAUCGCCUCCCGAAACUUCCCCAUGAUAUAGCUCCUCUCAUAAAUCUUGUCAAGAUUCCACUGCCUUGCACUCCAAACCUCCCAGAAAAUGCAGAGGCAACCUGUGACGUUCCAUUCAACAAAGUCAAGCAUUUAAAAAUCGCGUAUGAUCAGCUUCAGGACCCUGUUACUUGUUUCCUAGAAUCCAAUUCAGUAGACUGGAUACUGUGUGAUUUCGCAUCUUACUGGCUUGGCCCUGUAGCUUCAAGGCUUGGUGUUCCAUGCGCGUUUUACAGCAUCUUCCCUGCUUCCAUCUUGGGAUUUUUUGGCCCUCCAUCUCAGAUGAUCACUGGGGAUGAUUAUCGCGUGAUUCCAGAAGAUUUCACUGUAAAGCCUAAGUGGGUUCCGUUCCAGACAAGUGUUGCAAUGUCGCUGUACCAGAUUCUUGUCCUAGAGCCUAAUUUUGAAGCUGAUGAGACGGAAAAUGUGUCUGAUCUUUUUCGUAUUGGGAAUACUAUUCAGAAUUGUGAUAUAGUAGUGAUCAGAAGCAGCACCGAGUUUGAGCCAGAGUGGUUAAAAUUAGUUGAGGAGAUUUAUAAAAAACCGGUGAUCCCAGCUGGGUUGUUACCUGCUAUUGAUGAUGAUCAUGAGGAUGAAUACUGGGAUGAGAUAAAGGAUUGGCUCAACAAACAAGCACGUGGAUCAGUAAUAUAUGUAGCAUUUGGAGCAGAGACGAAGCUGAAUCAAGUUCAGGUGACUGAGUUAGCCCUUGGUUUAGAGUUGUCCGGGUUGCCUUUCUUGUGGGCACUAAGAAAACAAAGAGGCUUGACUGAUCCGGAGCGAAUUGAGUUGCCAGAAGGGUUUGAGGAACGAACGAGAGGGCGUGGGAUGGUUUACCCCACUUGGGUGCCUCAGGUCAAGAUAUUGAGUCAUGAUUCAGUGGGUGGGUUGUUGUUUCAUUCUGGUUGGAGCUCAGUGGUAGAGGCGGUGCAGUUUGGAAAAGCGCUUGUAUUGUUGCCGUUUCUGGGUGAUCAAGGUCUUAUUGCUAAGCAAGUAGAGGAGAAGAAGUUGGGCUUAUUGAUUCCAAGGAACGAAACAGACGGUAGGUUUACAAGGGACUCAGUUGCAGAGACAAUCAAGUUGGUAUUGGUGGAUGCAGAAGGGAAAAUAUACCGAGACAAAGUGAAAGAAAUGAAAGGUAUAAUAGGCGACAUGGAUAGGCAAAAUUAUUAUGUAGAGAACCUAAUUGGUUAUCUACAGAACCAUAAAUCCAUGGGAAAAUAAGAGGCAUUUGUGUAAAAGUUCUUUGAUUACAAAUAAAUAUCUCUGAUCCAGAACAUGCUUCUGAGCGAGAUACGCUUGUAUAUUUGGUGAGGUUUUGCUUAAUCUGGCCUUUUGUAAUUCUGUAUAAUUUGUUUGUACUCCAUAGCAUUCACAUUGCAAAUGGACAUUCUAUUGUAUUUUGUAUGAAUUCUGUAA